AUGGAGAACGAUGAAGGUAAAUGUACCAGUAUAAACACGAUCAUUGCCAAUUACAUCGGUAUCUUGGAGAAAAUUAAAGAAAGGAACCAGGCAACAUUCAAGGUUCUCAAUAAAGCGAUCGAGUUCAUUAUGGAGCUUGAAAAUCGUCUUUAUAGAAGACUAAACAUCAAGGCGGCCAAGGAAGAGCCUAAAGUACUCACAGAAGCUCACGAUAGAUUGAAGCACAACAAGGUCAGGGCUUGUCUGACAACGGUGAUACAGAAUGAGCUUGAAAGCACAGACAACAUCUUGCUUAUCCCACUCGCUGAAAUUUUCGACGGAUUUGAUGAGCGAAACCAGCUCGGAACCAUCGUGAGUAUCGUGGACGAUGACGAGAGAACGGACAGACAAGAGCGCCGCUAUAACCCAGACAACAACCCUAUCACCAGCCGGUACACGUAUAUCCUUUCGAGAAUCAAGAAGAAGUUUGUCCAACUUCGACGUGCGGCACGCAGUGUUAUCGACAACAUGUAUCAGGUGAAGCAUUAUGGCAUUGACGGCAUAGUGAUCAGGUCUUACCAAAGCUACCAGAAAAGCAUCAAGCCGCACACCCCUCUGGCACCGGACGACAUCCUUGCCACGAAUGAGUACGGACCCGCCACAGUAUUGGUACAGCUUUGGAAUUUCUACGAUAUGAAAGGCAACAACGCGGUAAAGGAAUGGCUGUCCAAGCGGUUUCCACAACUACCUGCUACGGUACAGUCCACGGUCGUUCUGUACACCAAAGAGCUUGUCAUGCACACGUCACAGGCGCUGAGGCAGAAGGCCGUUCCAGAUCAAGUGAACAAGACGCUGCUUUGUGUCUACAUCUAUUUGAAACAUACAAAAGAUCUACGUGCUGUACCACGACAAGAUGUACAUGAGCCCGCAGCAAGAGUUUUACCUGUCGUUCAUACUGAAGAACUUCCUACCCAUAUCCGGGUUCAGCCGUGUUGCGAUACAGCAAAUGCAAUGAACAUAAUGAGGAUCUUCGAGCACAUGAUUUGGUCGACGGUGAAUGACAGGGAAUUGGACCGUAACACCCGCCGGCUCGAGAAGUUGUUCCACUAUCACGCGACGAUCAUGAGGCAAAGAUUCUAUGAGUACAGCGAGUACACCAUCAACAACAUACCAAGCAUCGUCCAACGUGACACUCUAACACAGGAUAAUGCCGAUAUUUGGAGCUGUGAUGAACAUGCACCCCCAACGUGCGAAAGAGCGCAUCCCAGAACUGGGAUUUGGACUCUUAUUAGUUGA
Molecule: messenger RNA, 1275 nt
Organism: Guillardia theta CCMP2712
Lineage: Eukaryota; Cryptophyceae; Pyrenomonadales; Geminigeraceae
Exons: 2
Coding region: 1-1275 (424 amino acids)
Source: RefSeq, a predicted model, not a curated record